AAUACAUCUUCUGCUGGGACCCUAUACCGGCCUCUCCCUUAAGGCUGGAUGAUAGUAGCAGACAGGGAGGAAGUAAUAACUCCGCUUCAUUCACACGCUUGCUGGAUAGGGGAGCUAUUGGAUACGUUUUUUUAUCUUGCUAUUUCCAGCCCUUCUGUUUGGCUGGAAGAAAAGAAAAACUUCUGUGAUUACAGUUACUUUAUCCUUGUGGACUAACAAGAAAAGAAACUUGUGAGUGGAGGAAAUUUGGGAGCCAUCCCUAAGAAGGGUGCAAUGGCCAAAAUGGAGGUGAAAACAUCCCUUCUAGACAACAUGAUAGGUGUGGGUGAUAUGGUACUGCUGGAACCUCUCAAUGAAGAUUCCUUUAUUGAUAACCUCAAACAGCGUUUUGAUCACAGUGAAAUAUAUACAUACAUUGGCAGCGUGGUUAUAUCUGUGAAUCCAUAUAGGACGCUUCCAAUUUACACACCAGACAAAGUGGAGGAAUACAGAAACCGAAAUUUCUAUGAACUCAGUCCACACAUCUAUGCCCUCGCAGAUGAAGCUUAUCGUUCCCUGAGAGACCAGGAUAAAGAUCAAUGCAUAUUAAUUACAGGAGAAAGUGGAGCUGGAAAAACAGAGGCCAGUAAGCUGGUAAUGUCAUAUGUAGCAGCUGUCUGUGGAAAGGGAGCUGAAGUUAAUCAAGUCAAGGAACAGCUUUUACAGUCAAAUCCAGUUCUUGAAGCAUUUGGCAAUGCAAAAACAGCAAGGAAUGAUAACUCUUCACGAUUUGGCAAGUAUAUGGACAUUGAAUUUAAUUUCAAGGGUGAUCCUCUUGGUGGAGUCAUAAGCAAUUAUCUAUUGGAAAAGUCCAGAGUGGUGAAGCAACCAAGAGGAGAAAGAAAUUUCCAUAUAUUUUAUCAGAUGCUGUCUGGUGCUUCAGAUGAUCUCCUUGAUAAACUUAAGCUUGAGCGUGACUUCAGCAAAUACAACUACUUAAGUCUGGACUCUGCAAAAGUGAAUGGCAUCGACGAUGCAUCGAAUUUCAGAACCGUCAGGAAUGCUAUGCAGAUAGUUGGGUUUUUGGACCAUGAAACACAGUCUGUCCUGGCAAUAGUGGCUGCAGUACUAAAACUGGGAAAUAUUGAGUUUAAGCCAGAAUCUCGAGUCAAUGGCCUGGACGAAAGUAAAGUCAAAGAUAAAAAUGAGCUGAAAGAGAUUUGCGAGUUGAUGGGCAUCGAGCAAACCGUGCUAGAAAGAGCAUUUAGUUUCCGGACUGUGGAAGCCAAACAGGAAAAAGUAUCCACAACGCUUAAUGUUGCUCAGGCCUACUACGCACGUGAUGCUCUGGCUAAGAACAUGUACAGCAGGUUGUUUUCAUGGCUUGUCCAAAGAAUAAAUGAGAGCAUAAAGGCACAAAGUAAAGUAAGGAAGAAGGUGAUGGGUGUUCUGGAUAUUUAUGGUUUUGAGAUUUUUGAGGAAAACAGCUUUGAACAGUUUAUCAUAAACUAUUGUAAUGAGAAGCUGCAGCAGAUCUUCAUUGAGCUAACGCUUAAGGAGGAGCAAGAAGAAUACAUUCGUGAGGGCAUUGAGUGGACCCAUAUUGAAUACUUCAAUAAUGCUGUCAUUUGCGAUUUGAUAGAAAAUAAUCAGAAUGGAAUUAUAGCCAUGCUGGAUGAAGAAUGUCUCCGUCCUGGCACAGUUACGGAUGAUACUUUCUUGGAGAAGCUGAACCAAGUCUGUGCCACUCAUCAGCAUUUUGAGAGCAGAAUGAGCAAGUGCUCGCGUUUCCUGAACGAUACGUCUCUACCGCACUGCUGCUUCCGAAUCCAGCAUUACGCUGGCAAGGUAAUGUACCAAGUAGAAGGAUUUGUCGAUAAGAACAACGACCUCCUCUAUCGUGACUUGUCACAAGCCAUGUGGAAAGCAAACCACUCUCUCAUUAAAGAAUUGUUUCCUGAAGGGAAUCCAGCCAAGAUUAAUCUCAAGAGACCUCCCACUGCAGGUUCACAGUUUAAGGCUUCGGUUUCAACCCUAAUGAAGAACCUUCAAACCAAGAAUCCCAAUUACAUUAGAUGCAUCAAACCGAAUGACAAGAAGGCUGCCCAUAUUUUUAAUGAUGCUCUUGUGCGUCAUCAAGUCAAUUACCUUGGUCUUCUAGAAAAUGUUCGGGUCAGAAGGGCAGGCUUUGCUUUCAGACAACCAUAUGAACCUUGUUUAAAAAGGUACAAGAUGCUGUGUAAGCAGACAUGGCCUCACUGGAAAGGACCAGCUAGAGAUGGCGUAGAAGUGCUUCUUAAUAACCUGAAAAUACCCAAAGAAGAAUAUUCUUUUGGGAGAUCUAAAAUAUUCAUCCGUAAUCCACGAACGCUUUUUAAGCUGGAAGAACUUAGAAAGGAGCGCCUGGAGGAUCUCGCCACCCUCAUCCAGAAAAUAUACAGGGGAUGGAAGUGUCGGACUCGAUUCCUCCUCAUGAAGAAAAGCCAGAUUGUGGUGUCUGCGUGGGUCAGGCGCUAUCUGCAACAGAAUAAGUACAAACGAAUUAAGAGCUCUACCAUUGUGGUACAGUCCUACACCAGAGGUUGGAAGGCACGGAAAAUCCUUAGAGAACUUAAAUACCAGAAACGUUGCAAUGAAGCAGUGACCACCAUCGCAGCUUACUGGCACGGAACACAGGCGCGAAGGGAGCUGAGGCGACUGAAGGAAGAGGCUAGGAAUAAACAUGCUAUUGCUGUUAUUUGGGCUUACUGGCUUGGACUUAAGGCUCGAAGGGAAUUGAAGCGCUUGAAGGAAGAGGCUAGGCGUAAGCAUGCAGUUGCAGUCAUUUGGGCUUACUGGCUUGGACUAAAGGUCCGUAGAGAGUAUAGGAAGUUUUUCCGUGCAAAUGCUGGAAAGAAGAUAUAUGCAUUCACUAUUCAAAGAAUAAUACAGAAGUACUUUCUGGAAAUGAAGAAUAAGAUGCCUUCAGUAUCGCCAAUAGACAAUAAUUGGCCGACAAGACCUUACCUCUUUUUGGACUCUACACACAAGGAAAUGAAAAGGAUUUUCCAUCUGUGGAGGUGCAAAAAAUAUAGGGACCAAUUCACAGAGCAGAAGAAAUUCAUUUAUGAUGAGAAACUGGAAGCCAGCGAACUCUUCAAGGACAAGAAGUUGUCGUAUCCUGCCAGUGUUGGGCAGCCAUUCCACGGUGAUUACUUGGAAAUCAGCAAGAACCCCAAGUACAAGAAGCUAAGUGAUACAAUAGAAGAGAAGAUCAUAAUAGCAGACACUGUAAAUAAGAUAAACCGAGCCAAUGGGAAGGGGGCCACCAGGAUUUUCUUGCUGACAAAGAGUAAUGUCACUAUUGCUGACCAGAAGUCGGGCCAAAUCAAGCUGGAGGUUCCUCUGGGAGAUAUCACCAAAGUUAGCAUGAGUUCUCAAAAUGAUGGUUUCUUUGCUCUUCAUCUAAAGGAGGGUUCUGCAGCAGCUUGCAAAGGCGAUUUCCUGUUCAGCAGCGAUCAUCUUAUAGAAAUGGCCACCAAACUCUACCGUACAACACUGAUGCAAACAAAGCAAAAAAUUUACAUAGAGAUUGCAGAUGAGUUCCUUGUGCAGUUCAAGCAGGACAAAGUCUGUGUGAAGUUCAUCCAGGGGACCCAGAAGAACGGCAACAUCCCCACCUGCAAACGAAAAAAUAACCGCCUGUUGGAAGUGGCUGUGCCCUAACCACGUUUUGUUUUUUUAACCUAUGAACUUGAUUUUACCGGUGCAAUUUUUAAAGAGGCGUUUUUGUUUUUAAUUAUUUGUAGGUUGUGCCAAAGGCUUGGAGUUUUCCAAUGCACCUGUUUGGCCCAUACAAUAUGACAAUCUUCUGAACAUUUUUAAGCUUUUUAGUACCUUAUCUUUUUUUGAAGGGGAAUGUAUCCGAUUAUGGUUAAUCCAAAGAAAGAUGGUUUUUUUCUGAACAUUAAGCAUAUUUCACUUAUAACAGCAGAGCCCAUGAUAGGCGAGACCAGCAUCUCUCUGUAUAUUUAAAUGUGGUUCAGUAUGUAUAAAAUCU
Molecule: messenger RNA, 4018 nt
Organism: Spea bombifrons (plains spadefoot toad)
Lineage: Eukaryota; Metazoa; Chordata; Amphibia; Anura; Pelobatidae
Gene: MYO1B
Product: myosin IB
Exons: 31
Coding region: 274-3684 (1136 amino acids)
Biological process (GO): actin filament organization; vesicle transport along actin filament
Cellular component (GO): cytoplasm; vesicle; myosin complex
Molecular function (GO): ATP binding; microfilament motor activity; actin filament binding
Source: RefSeq, a predicted model, not a curated record